AUGAUUGGAAGUGUGCGUGCUGCUCUCCCCCGCGUGAUUCCCCGUAAUACGACGGGCUACGCUCGUACUUUGAUCACCAAGAGUGAGCGCUGGACCCCCGCCACGGCCCGGGAAGGCAAGCUCCUGGAGCAGAGCGGUGCGGUCGAGCUCAGCAAGGUCCUGCCCAACAUUGAGUCGCACUGGGCCAAGCUCUCCAAGGAGGAGCAGUACUCGGUGUACAAGCAGCUCGAGGAGAUCCAGCGCAAGGACUGGAAGGACCUCUCGGUCAACGAGCAGAAGGGUGCAUACUUCGUUGCGUACGGCCCCUACGGCCCGCGCAAGCCCGUCUCUCCCCCGGGCCAGACUGGCCGCGUGAUUAUCGGCACUGCCCUCGCCGCUGGCUUCGGUAUUGCCGGCUUCUACGGCGUCCGCUCGCUCGCUAAGCCCGCCCCCAAGUCCAUGACCAAGGAGUACCAGGAGGAGAUGACUGCCCGGGCCAAGGAGAACAACCAGAACCCCAUCACUGGUAUUGCGAGCGAGGGCUACAAGGGCAAGGGCCACGUCAUCUAA
Molecule: messenger RNA, 549 nt
Organism: Malassezia japonica
Lineage: Eukaryota; Fungi; Basidiomycota; Malasseziomycetes; Malasseziales; Malasseziaceae
Gene: cox5
Product: Cytochrome c oxidase subunit 5B, mitochondrial
Exons: 3
Coding region: 1-549 (182 amino acids)
Biological process (GO): mitochondrial electron transport, cytochrome c to oxygen
Source: RefSeq, a predicted model, not a curated record